This is a messenger RNA of Xenopus laevis (African clawed frog), 6574 nucleotides long. It is a transcript of the gene pdgfra.L, whose product is annotated as platelet-derived growth factor receptor, alpha polypeptide L homeolog. The coding region runs from base 672 to 3935 and encodes 1087 amino acids. Gene Ontology annotation, molecular function: nucleotide binding; kinase activity; transferase activity. Gene Ontology annotation, cellular component: cilium; plasma membrane; signaling receptor complex. Gene Ontology annotation, biological process: platelet-derived growth factor receptor-alpha signaling pathway; cell surface receptor protein tyrosine kinase signaling pathway; cell migration. NCBI's taxonomy places the organism in Eukaryota, Metazoa, Chordata, Amphibia, Anura, Pipidae. The record is from RefSeq and is a predicted model, not a curated record. The transcript has 23 exons.
UCACUUUGCGCUUAUAUAGGCAAAACAAACAAUGGAUGUGCAAAUGAUUAAUUGCAGGCAGUAGUGUUGGGGUGCUGGGGUGGUAUUAGGUGCAAGCUGGGGUUUGUAUGUUAGGAUUGGGCAGUGCUGAUUGUGUCCAACACCCACCCCAAUUUAGUGUCAGGGGCAGAGCAAACACAACUGUACAGUCAGGGAGGGUCAUUCUCAGUUGUGGACCCACUGGCAGCAAUAUGGAUAUGUGGAUGAGUUCCCCAUGAAAGGGAUGAGCAAGAGGAUCCUGAAGCUGGAGGAGAUGCCAUCACCACAGGAUGGGAAUUGGGGCAACUUGCCAAGCUUCUCCCUGAUUGGUUUUUACUCGCCUCUGUACGGGCUGGAUGUACAAUAAGGAUUUACUAUUGCGGAGCGCAAAGUUUCCUUCUGAAAAUCGCUGAAUUUGGGACGGUUCUCCCUUGGGCAGUUUCUCCUUUCUGUCGCUAUUCACUUUGCUGGAGCUGAGAGCUGGUACCUCUGGAAGAAUCUAGGGCAAUCGCAGUUUUUUUUUGCCAUUUUGGAUUGUAGAGGAUUCUGGGGGUGGGGAGGAAGGAGAUUUGGGGCCAUAAUAUUUACCGGAUAAUUCCUAAUCAUUUUUGUGUGUCGUUAAGAGCUCCUGACGGAUACAGUUGUUACGGUCCAUGAUGCCUGCCAUGAGGGCAUCUCUUAUUUUGGGAUGUCUCCUGAUUAUAGGUCCGUGGGCAAUUCUUGCUGAAAAUCCUUUGCCCACCAUAUUUCCUGACAAGGAUGAGUUGGUUCAGGCGUUGCACUCCUCCUUUACACUAAAAUGCACUGGCGAAAGUGAGGUGAGCUGGCAGAACCCCAAUUCCAAUCCCGAGAAGCAAAAUGUAGUCAUUCGAAGUGAAGAAAACAACAGCGGCCUCUUUGUGUCCAUUCUGGAAGUGAGCGAUGCGUCUGCCUUUGAUACGGGACUUUACACCUGCUACCACAAUCACACCCAGACUGAGGAGAGUGAGAUUGAAGGCACAGAUAUCUACAUCUAUGUCCCAGAUCCUAAUGUUCCUUUUGCUCCCCCUGGGUUAUUUGACCAUAUUAUCGUGGUUGAGGAAGAUGAGUCUGCUUUGGUACCUUGUCGCACUACUGACCCUUCAAGCGAAGUGAUGCUGAAAAAUAUAGAAAGUUCUAGAACUGUCUUCGCCUUUUAUGACAGUAAGCAAGGGUUUGCCGGAAAUUUCCCCCCAGGAUCGUACAUCUGUGAAACAACCUCCAACAAAAUGGUCUAUCAGACAGAACCUUACAUUUUACAGACAUGGAAAGCAACUCACAACAUUUCAGUUGAGAUGGAAGCCCCCAAGACUGUGUUCAGAGCUGGGGAAACCAUUGCUAUUGACUGCAUUGUGCUGGACAAUGAGGUGGUAGACUUGAAGUGGACCUACCCAGGAAAACAGAGAGGGGUUGGCAUUAGAAAUGUCGAAGAAAGCAAGGUUCCGUAUCAGCGACUGGUGUACACUUUAACCCUCGCAAAUGCCACUACAGAAGACUCGGGAGAGUACGAGUGCGCCGUUAUACAUGCAACCCUCGAUAACCGGGUAGUCAAGAAGACAAACAUAACAGUUCAUGAAAAGGGAUUCAUUGACCUGGAGCCCAUGUUUGGAUCGGAGGAAUUUGCCAAUCUCCACGAAGUGAAGAGCUUUAUAGUAAACCUGCAUGCGUAUCCCACCCCUGGGCUCUUCUGGCUGAAGGACAACCGGACACUGAGUGAAAAUCUGACAGAGAUCACCACUAGCAUUGUUACAACUAAAGAAACCAGGUUUCAGAGUAAACUUAAACUGAUCCGGGCCAAAGAAGAAGACAGUGGGCUUUAUACUCUGGUGGCACAAAAUGAUGCAGAAACUAAAAGUUACUCAUUUAUGUUGCAGAUAAAAGUACCAGCUUUGAUAUUGGAACUGGUUGAUAAGCAUCAUGGGGCAUCUGGUGAACAGACUGUUGGGUGCUUAGCCAAAGGGAUGCCGGUCCCUGAUGUGGAAUGGCUGGUCUGCAAGGACAUUAAAAGAUGCAACAAUGACACCUUGUGGUCCAUUCUGGCAACAAAUGGAUCAGAAAUCAGUAUGGAGACCCAUCAAGAUGAUGAGCAAAUUGAAAGCCAGGUGACCUUCAAGAAAAUUGAGGAGACAAUGGCAAUCCGAUGUAUCGCAAAGAAUGAACUUGGUGUUGUGGCCAGGGAACUAAAGUUGGUUGCACCUACCCUGCGUUCGGAGCUAACUGUGGCUGCUGCUGUCUUGGUCCUUCUGGUGAUUGUCAUCAUAUCCCUCAUUGUACUUGUCAUCAUAUGGAAACAGAAACCAAGGUAUGAAAUAAGAUGGCGAGUAAUCGAGUCCAUCAGCCCAGAUGGCCAUGAAUAUAUCUAUGUGGAUCCAAUGCAGCUUCCUUAUGACUCUCGGUGGGAGUUCCCAAGAGAUGGACUUGUUCUUGGUCGCAUCCUUGGCUCUGGAGCUUUUGGGAAAGUGGUUGAAGGCGCCGCAUAUGGAUUAAGUCGUUCUCAGCCAGUUAUGAAAGUUGCUGUUAAAAUGUUGAAACCUACUGCCCGGUCAAGCGAAAAGCAGGCACUGAUGUCCGAACUGAAGAUUAUGACGCACCUUGGCGCACAUCUCAAUAUAGUAAAUUUACUAGGAGCCUGUACCAAGUCGGGUCCAAUUUAUAUCAUUACUGAAUACUGCUUCUACGGUGACCUCGUGAAUUACCUGCAUAAGAACCGGGAUAAUUUUCAGAGCCGACAUCCAGAGAAACCAAAGAAGGACUUGGAUAUCUUUGGGCUGAACCCAGCUGAUGAAAGCACAAGAAGCUACGUUAUUUUAUCAUUUGAAAACAAUGGCGACUACAUGGACAUGAAACAGGCUGACACCAUGCAGUAUGUACCUAUGCUGGAAAUGAAAGAACCCUCCAAGUAUUCAGAUAUCCAGAGAUCCUUGUAUGACCGUCCUGCAUCGUACAAGAAGAAGCCUUUAUCAGAAGUGAAAAAUAUCUUGUCUGAUGAUGGAUUUGAGGGUCUGACAGUACUGGAUUUGCUCAGUUUCACAUACCAAGUUGCAAGGGGCAUGGAGUUCUUAGCCUCUAAAAAUUGUGUACAUCGGGAUUUGGCAGCUCGAAAUGUCCUAUUAGCACAUGGGAAAAUUGUGAAAAUCUGUGACUUUGGCCUAGCGAGAGACAUCAUGCAUGACUCCAACUACGUAUCCAAAGGCAGCACUUUCCUUCCAGUGAAGUGGAUGGCACCUGAAAGCAUCUUCGAUAACUUGUACACAACUCUCAGUGAUGUGUGGUCAUUUGGGAUCCUGCUAUGGGAAAUAUUCUCUCUUGGUGGCACACCAUACCCUGGCAUGAUUGUAGACUCAACUUUCUAUAAUAAGAUAAAAAGUGGCUACAGAAUGACAAAACCUGACCAUGCCACCCAUGAAGUGUAUGACAUCAUGGUAAAAUGCUGGAACAGCGAACCAGAGAAAAGGCCAUCAUUUGGCCAUCUGAGUGACAUUGUUGAAAGUCUACUUCCCACGGAAUACAAAAGGUGCUACGAGACAGUUCUUCACGACUUCCUUAAAAGUGACCACCCUGCAGUUACCCGCAUGAGAAGUGACAGUGACAAUUCCUACAUUGGGGUGACGUAUAAGAAUGAACACAAAAUGAAGGACAGAGAAAGCGGAUUUGAUGAGCAGAGGCUGAGUGCUGACAGCGGUUACAUUAUUCCCCUUCCCGAUAUUGACCCCGUCUCAGAUGAUGAGUCUGGCAAGAGGAACAGGCACAGUUCUCAGACAUCAGAAGAAAGUGCAAUCGAGACUGGUUCCAGCAGUUCCACUUUUAUAAAGAGGGAGGAUGAGACCAUUGAAGACAUUGAGAUGAUGGACGACAUUGGGAUUGAUCCCUCGGAUCUAGUGGAGGACAGUUUCCUGUGAGAUCUCGUAGAAUCCAUUUCACUUGCCAAGCCAUGCAAACUAAAGGGAAAGGCUGUGAAGUCUAGAGAUUUAUAUUUUUUACCCUAAAACUCUCUCAUUGCGUCGAAGAAUAAAACUUUGGAAAUGGUGGCCACAUGGUACUUCAAGGGACGGAGUUUGUAUCAGAAUCACACCAUGGAACUGGAAAUAAUGCUUGGUACAAAGACCAAAACCCUCUCGGAGUAGUUUAUCAAGCGGUACAUCGUAGCAUCUCAGAUUGUUUGUGGAUUUUCGGACAGACAUCAAAUAGCAGCUUCCUGUUUUAAGGGCAUUCAUGGCUAUGAAGACCAGAAAUCACACAGCAGUUCAAUUCCAUCGUUGUAAUUAUGUAAAUAAGAAAAAAACAUUUUAUUUGGACUAAAAAAUGGAGACCACUUUUGUACAUCAAUGGCUGCUGUUACUCAAGCAUCGAAACCACUUUAAAAACCCUUUAAGACUGACGGAAUUUUUUUUUUAUUUUUUUUUUACGAAUUAUGCAAAUGCACACAUAUUUACGGAUAAAAUUCUGGGCUCAACAGCCUGUUUAACUCUUUUAUUUUAAAUGAUGUUUUCUUGUGUACGUACUGCAAGUAUUAACAUAAAAAAUAGAUGUAUUUUUGAUAACACUUUGAAAUUAAUUGCAUUAACCAACAAAAAAAAAACCACAAUCCUUGGGUUAAUAUCAGCUAACAAGGAGUCUUUUUUUUUUUAAAUAAAAACUAUUUUUGGUGUAUUAAUGCAGAUAUUAAAGAUGCUUCAAGCUGAAUUUAGCUAAUAUGCAGUAGAACUGACAGUAGUAGUAACCACUACAGGGAUUACAUGGGAAGUAAUGUUGUGUUUGGAUUUGUGCAUAGCAAUUAAUAGAUCUUUUAACAUUGCAUUAGCAACUAAUUCUGUGCAUUACAAACUCUGACUGUCGUGUCUCAGUGUACUAAAACUAUUCCUAACAGGGCAGAUAUUAGAGAAGAGUUACUUUAAAACUAGACUAGAAUCCGUUGUGGUCCUGGGAAAAUCCAGUUAUUAUCAGGUACAUCGAACUUGUAUUCAUUCAGCUGUAAGUCUCAAAACCCAGCUUGAGUAGAAGGUCAAGACAUGGUACAGCAUCAGUAUUACUGUGAUACAUCACACUGCUCAGGGCCCAGUGGUACUUUCAGUUACAUAUAAAAGGCACAACAUACUGUAUAUACAGUGUCACACAUUGCAGGGAUUUUCUGAAUUAUCCAUCAUGAACAAGUUCUUAGUUAAACGUUUGUAUUUAUGGGGGAACGUAUUAAAAGUCCCUAAGAGAAAGAAUAGGUGCAGUUGUGCAAACAAUAUGCAUCAUAUCCAGGAUUAAGUUCAGGUAUCGGCCGAAUCCCAGCACUUUUUGAAGAAUUCUGAUUCGCCGGAAACCUGUUCAGCCAAGCCCAAACCCUUAAUGUGAUGUAUAGCUGUGGGCAACUAAACAGACCAUGCCAUUUCUACAAUUUUUGUAUAUUCAAGUUUGAGUUUAGUUUCAGCCAAAUCCAUACAGUUUGUGUGAUACAACUGCCUAGAAAAGACACAAGGGGUAAUAUACCACCUGCAGGGCAGGGUGCAAAGUCACAUGUUUAUUGCCUUUGUAUCUUGCCAUGCAGGUAAGACAGAACCCAUAUCUUUUCUAUGAAUACAGCACUGCCUGCAAUCAGCAGCACUGUAUUCAUGAGGGAUGGGCAGAUGCACACUGAUGUUCCUCUUCCCAUCCCGAAUCUUGCAUGUCAUUUUAAUGCGGUCAUCGCUGUGCCCACUGGAUCUAUUCUCUGCACCUUGUGCCAGAUUUCUUAUCCCAGUCACAAAUUCUAUUUAUAUGAGCACUAUGGGACUCACUUCUCCCUAGUACUCUUGCAUUUGUGUCUGGGGUCUCAGUAAAAAAAACCCUCUAUACAGUGAAAAAAAAUCACCUUCAAGCAGGUGUAAAAAAAGUGCAAUGCACAAUAAAAAUCUGCUAUCUAAAAACACUAUGAGCAACAAUAUUACAACCUUUCAAUCUUGAUUUAGGGGAUUUAAAUUAAUGAAUUCAUUUUACAUUCCCCCAGUAUUUUUGUGUUUACCUUUUCACAAGAUUUUGGUUCCAUAAAAACUGCUGCAGCCUUUCAGCGCAGCUCACUCCGUGCCAACACGAACUGGAAAAUGGUUCAUUAUGAAGCCAAAAUCUGACCUUGUGGACCAAGUUGUUUUAUUAAAAACUGCAAUAACGAGUUAAUAAAAUGUGUACAGUGAAUGAUAACCACAAUAAUGACCUUAUGAAAUAUGUACAGUGAUGUUUUUAUCCUGCUCUCAGACCUGGAAAAGAAAAUGUCUCAAGGAGAGAAUCCCUCAUUCUUCGCAUUGUUUUUACACAGCAAUAAUUAUAUGAAAUGGGGUCUGUAUUACUUAGUCCUAAUAUCCGAUGAAGGACGUAAGCUAUGAUGAUGUUAUACAUCAAUUUGUAUAUUUUUAUUACUAUAUAGUCCUUAAAUACUGCCAAAACAAUUAUGUUAAGCUAUAUCACUGCCUUUGUUUAUAUUUGUUUUGACUGUGUUGUACUCCACAGAUGCGUAACUGUUGCACUUUUAAAUGUUGAAAUUAUAUUUUAGAAUAAUAAAAAUCUACAUGUUUGUAAA